This is a messenger RNA of Puntigrus tetrazona (Sumatra barb), 1390 nucleotides long. RefSeq names its product ADP ribosylation factor like GTPase 3b (gene arl3b). Bases 56 to 604 code for a protein of 182 amino acids. The record is from RefSeq and is a predicted model, not a curated record. Lineage: Eukaryota; Metazoa; Chordata; Actinopteri; Cypriniformes; Cyprinidae. Gene Ontology annotation, molecular function: GTPase activity; GTP binding. The transcript is spliced from 6 exons. Gene Ontology annotation, biological process: cilium assembly. Gene Ontology annotation, cellular component: cytoplasm; microtubule cytoskeleton.
CAUCCCCUCUUCCCCUUAGUAACCCUCAGCGGCGUCUCGGAGGCAGAAUCACAAGAUGGGUUUGUUAUCAAUUUUGCGGAAACUCAAAAGUACCCCUGACCAGGAGGUGCGGAUAUUGCUUCUGGGGUUGGACAACGGUGGCAAGACCACUUUACUAAAACAGCUGGCAUCUGAGGAUAUUACUCAUAUUACUCCAACACAGGGUUUUAAUAUCAAGAGCGUCCAGUCGCAAGGAUUCAAAUUAAAUGUGUGGGAUAUCGGUGGCCAGCGAAAAAUUAGACCUUACUGGAGGAACUACUUUGAGAACACAGACGUGCUGAUUUACGUAAUUGAUAGCGCAGACCGCAAAAGAUUUGAGGAAACCGGACAGGAGCUGGCUGAGUUACUUGACGAAGAAAAGCUCAGCGGUGUCCCGGUUCUAGUGUUCGCAAAUAAGCAGGACCUGCUCACGGCGGCCCCCGCGUCCGAGAUAGCCGAGGGUUUGAAUUUGCACACUAUCAGAGACCGCGUGUGGCAGAUCCAGUCCUGUUCUGCCCUCACAGGAGAAGGAGUCCAGGAUGGCAUGAACUGGGUCUGCAAGAGUGUGAACGCUAAGAGGAAAUAGAGCUGGUUUCCAAGCGGGAGGAAUAAAACCAUGACUUAAACAAACACUGUCAGUAGGUAUAAGAAAUGGAGGCAUCCCUUCAAAACCAUUUAAUUUCACUUUUGCCUCUCCUUUUGGGCCUGCUUCGGUCCAGUAUCCAUACGAUCCUAUCACUAGUCUUUUAAACCCAAAAUUAAGAAUGUACAUCCGAGUGAUUUCAGAUUUGACUUGUAUCCUUUAGUACACUUCAAAUCUUAAUUAAUUUCUGCCUUCAUUUCUUGAGAUGAAUGACUUGUGCUUUUAUAUUGAAUGUUAUAGUUAUUUAGAGGAUUUUGUUACUGGGACAUUUAAAAAGUGACAGCCUUCAUCAUUCAGUUCAACUGUUGUCCUUCCUUACUGGCAUCAUUCACUGAUAUAACACUCUCGUUACUCCAUCUAAGGUCAUAUUUUUAUAGGUUUACUGAGAGUAACAGAGAAAAGAAUUACGGUACCCAAAUGCAACAUACAACAGACGUCAGUAUAUACAAAAUAAAAGGGCACCACCAAUAUGAUGUUUUUGAUAAUUAAAUGUAAAUAAUGUCCAAAUAUCAGAUUAUUUUCUGCAUAUAUAAAUACUGUCAAAUUUUACAAAUCCAUAAUUUAAGGAUUUCUUAGAGCUCGAUAAUGUAAGUGGCCUGUACAGCUGUAAUCUAUACAUUGAAGAGUACAAGAGGACGUCUGCCGUCAUCACAUCAAGAUUAUUUCUGUAGCUUCUCUAAAUUUUGUGAUGUGUGUGAAACUGCUGAAGUAAAAAUCAUCCUGAAAACA